Messenger RNA from Geodia barretti, 327 nucleotides. The record is from the annotation of a GenBank genome assembly. Lineage: Eukaryota; Metazoa; Porifera; Demospongiae; Tetractinellida; Geodiidae.
AUGGGCGCCGCCGAGCGCUGGCUCGCGUCGCUUAUCGGCGCAGGUUUCCCAUACGGCACGCUGACGGUGAACGUCGUGGGCUCGUUCAUCCUCGGCGCGCUGGUGCAGGGGCUCGCGGUCUCCUUCGACGCCGGCGAGGUGGUGCAGCGCUUCCUCUUCGUGGGGUUGCUCGGCGGCUUCACCACCUUCUCCGCCUUUUCGGCGGACAGCAUCGCCAUGCUGGAGCGGGGCGAUGUCGGCCGGGCGCUGCUCUACAUCGCGCUCUCGGUCGUGCUCUCGGUCGGCGGCUUCUAUUGCGGGCUCAAGCUGGUACGCGGGGUGCUCUGA